AUGUUGUCAAGGCUAGCCACACUGCAUCCUACCAGUCCAUCGUUUGCGCGUCCGGUUUCUCUUUUGGCCCGCCUCACCCCAACACAGGACUCUAAGAAUAGAGUCAAGAGGGUUGGUAGAGGUCCAGGUUCUGGCUUGGGUAAGACGUCUGGCCGUGGUCAGAAGGGUCAAAAGGCCAGGUCCUCUGUCCCAGACUGGUUUGAAGGUGGUCAAACGCCCCUUUGGAAAUUGUUCCCAAAGAGAGGUUUCUAUAGACACCAAAAGUUGAUACUUAAUGAGGUGAAACUAUCGACUAUUCAGAAAUUCUACGAGCAAGGUAAGCUGGAAAACGUCAAGCUACUAGAUAUGAAGACAAUGAAAGAUCUUGGCAUGGUUACAGGAUCAAUGAACGACGGGGUUGCUAUUUUGAAAGACACCGAAAACUACACCUGUCCAAUUCCAGUAGAAACAACAAAGGCCACCGGACCUGCAAUUAAAGUCAUUGAAAGCGCAGGUGCAACUUUCACCAGUGUCUACUAUUCACGUGGCGUCGGAUUCAGAGCACAUCAUUCUCCGGAUUGGUUCUUGGAGAAUAAAGGCUACUUACCUCUAAGAGCACGUCCAAUUGCAAGACGUGAUAUACAAUAUUACUCUAAUCCCGAAAAGAGAGGUUAUCUAACUGGUUCCGACUAUAUCAAGAAUAUACAUGUUGGUGGCAAGCGUAUUGAAAAGAAGGUAAAGAAAACCCCAUUGGAUUUAGAAGUUGAAUCAGCCUCGAAGGACAAUUCAAACGGAUCUUUUGUUCGUUCUGCAAUUGUAUCAUUUGCUGACUUGAAACUAUAA
Molecule: messenger RNA, 822 nt
Organism: Pichia kudriavzevii
Lineage: Eukaryota; Fungi; Ascomycota; Pichiomycetes; Pichiales; Pichiaceae
Exons: 1
Coding region: 1-822 (273 amino acids)
Biological process (GO): translation
Cellular component (GO): mitochondrial large ribosomal subunit
Molecular function (GO): structural constituent of ribosome
Source: RefSeq, a predicted model, not a curated record